This is a messenger RNA of Coccinella septempunctata (seven-spotted ladybird), 1007 nucleotides long. Its product is annotated as nucleoplasmin-like protein. Gene Ontology annotation, biological process: chromatin remodeling. Gene Ontology annotation, cellular component: nucleoplasm; nucleolus; cytoplasm. The transcript is spliced from 3 exons. Bases 141 to 659 code for a protein of 172 amino acids. The record is from RefSeq and is a predicted model, not a curated record. Gene Ontology annotation, molecular function: RNA binding; histone binding; chromatin binding. Lineage: Eukaryota; Metazoa; Arthropoda; Insecta; Coleoptera; Coccinellidae.
CGAAGUGCAACGCGCCAUAGCAAUUUGUACGCCAUUAUCUGUGUUUGAUAAUUCUCUCGUUCUUCGUUGCUGUAGCAUCCAUAGGUUGUUUUUCCAUCACGUGUAAUUAUUCCAUAAUCAAUUUACAUCUCUAAGAAAUCAUGGCCGAUGAAUAUUUUUAUGCUUUGACUCUCAAGGGUGCUAAAUCUAGCGAAGUUUGGGACCCAGAAGGUAAAGGUUCUGAAGAUUUCAAUGGGGGACACAAACUUAUCAUCAAACAAGCUUUACUGGGACCUGAAGCUGCUGAUGGAGAAGUAAAUGUUAUUCAGGUGGAAGCUAUGACAUGGAAAGAUCAUGUGAAAAUUCCAGUAGCUACAUUGAAAGCCGGUGGACCUAACAAUCAAGUACUUUUGGAUUUGUCUUUCCCAGAUCCACCAGUCACUUUUACUCUUGUACAAGGUAGUGGUCCAGUUCAUAUUAUCGGUCAUCAUUUAAUUGGUUCCUCUAUGGAAGAAUUUGACGAUAUGGAAGAAGUAAUUGAUGAAAUGGAUGAAGAUGAAGAAGGCGAGGAAGGCGCUGAAGAAGAUGAGGAAGACGAAGAACCUAAGAGUAAAAAAGCCAAAACCACAAAUAACACAAAGGGUAAAACUCCAGUGAAAAACAAAGCCAAUAAGAAGUAAGACUCCUAGUAUUUAAUUCCAUUUUAUGUUAAGUCAGAAUGUAUCUUAUUUUAUACUGAAUAUUUGUUUUCACAUAGUUUCUUAUCGUAACAAACACUUCAGGAUUGUUUGUACGAAAAUUCCAUUGAUGAAAUUGAUCUUUGUGAAAAAGUCACUCGAUGUCUCUUCAUAAUUUAUUCCAAGAUUUGGUUGUUUUGUAAAUAAUUAAUCUCAUUAAAGUAGUUUUUAUAUAUUGUGUUUUACUAUCAUUUUUUAGGCAAUUGAAUUGGAAAAACUGAAAUUUUUUAAUUGAGAUGACUGACCAGAUAUGUUUUGAUUUGAUCUUUUCCCAUUAAAGUAUUGUUUCUA